UCAUGUAACAUGACAACACGGAAGUGGCCGUGAAAUGUUACUUAACCUAACGGUUGUUACAUUGUUACAUAGCGCCUGUGACUACAUCUUCUUUAUCUUAAUGUUAUAAAACGUCUCUGACGUAAGAAUAAAUACUGCAUUGUUUUCUGAGAUCUCGCGCAUUUUCUGAUUUUAACUCGAACCAGCGAACAGUCGAGAUGCUAAAAGCAAUCGGCCAAACUUUCUUUUCAACUGGACUGCAGCACCCUAAGUUUACUCCUCGAGAGAGUAAGGGAGAUUAUGAGAUCCGCACUUACCACACAACUCAGUGGGUUAGCACAGCUGUCAGUGGCAUGGAGCAGGACCCAGCCCUCAGCAUAGGGUUCAGAAGACUCUUCAAAUAUAUCCAGGGAACUAAUGAAAAGAAGUGUAAGGUGGAGAUGACUGCACCUGUGAGCUGUAAGAUGGAACCUGGGGCUGGGCCUGCCUGUGAGAGCACCUUCACUGUGUCCUUUUACAUUCCUGAGGAACAUCAGGCUGACCCACCCAAACCUUCCGAAGCAGAUGUUUUUAUUGAGAACAGAACAGAAUUUACGGCAUUUGUUAGGACCUACGGAGGCUUUGCUAACAGUCAGAACAGCCACGAGGAACUUCAGAAACUGAUCGAGAGCCUCAAUAAAGAUGGAAUGAAAUUCAAGGAGGCCCCAUAUUUCAGGGCGGGGUACGACAGCCCCUUUAAACUGACCAACCGCAGGAAUGAGGUGUGGCUCAUUAAAGAUGAAGAAUAAAAAGCAUUUGGGUUAAAGCAUCUGAAGUGAAAAGGAGGUCAAUUUGUUUAAUAGUUUAACAACUAUUAAUGUAUAGAUACUUUUUGUUUACUAGUAUGCACCCAAAGUGCCUGAAAGGUUUUAUAUGAGAAUUUGACAAAGUACUGAUAUAGCCUUUCUUAUAUCUAUUACAUGCUUUGUUACUUAAAAUUAAUCCUGAAAUCAUAACGUGAAGAGCAUGUUAAAAUAAUCUUGAAUGUUUAAUAACCUUUAAGACCUGAAAUACAGACUACAUCAUUUUUACACUAAUAAUUCCUAGAAGAGGCAAAUCUUCACUUGGAGUUUUAAGGUUCUGUCUGCAUCCUGAGCAGUUUUGAGAUAAGAAGCUUUAAAGUUUUUGCAUUCCAUUUGACUUCUGAAUACAAAAAGGUUUUAUAUACAAAGUCCAAAAUGUACACUCACACAAUGUAAAUAAAUUGUCACAGAAUUUUUGAAUAACUCAAAUUUGACAAAAAUGUCUGAUAGAACAUUAUAAUUCCAAGAUGACGAAGUUCUGUGUGCUGACUGGUGUUUUUUAUAUACAGUGAAAUAAUGUAUAACCUCAUUUGCACAUGAGCCGUUUAUGUUGCACUAAAUAUCUGAACAUGUAAGGGAAUCAUGUAUUUAGGGGAUCAGUGUAUUUAACUGUCAUUGGUCUGUUUGUAGUUUUGAAGCUGGUUGGGUUUCACACAUGA
Triplophysa rosa is the source of this 1480-nucleotide messenger RNA. RefSeq names its product heme binding protein 2 (gene hebp2). The transcript is spliced from 5 exons. The coding region runs from base 198 to 767 and encodes 189 amino acids. Gene Ontology annotation, cellular component: cytoplasm. NCBI's taxonomy places the organism in Eukaryota, Metazoa, Chordata, Actinopteri, Cypriniformes, Nemacheilidae. The record is from RefSeq and is a predicted model, not a curated record.